This is a messenger RNA of Zea mays, 2817 nucleotides long. RefSeq names its product putative cysteine-rich receptor-like protein kinase 35. The record is from RefSeq and is a predicted model, not a curated record. Gene Ontology annotation, cellular component: plasma membrane. The coding region runs from base 209 to 2326 and encodes 705 amino acids. NCBI's taxonomy places the organism in Eukaryota, Viridiplantae, Streptophyta, Magnoliopsida, Poales, Poaceae. Gene Ontology annotation, biological process: protein phosphorylation. Gene Ontology annotation, molecular function: protein serine/threonine kinase activity; ATP binding. The transcript has 7 exons.
AUACGCGCGAGGCAUUGAGUCAAGUCUAGUCUUGGCAACACAUUCCAAGUCCACGCUGCUUGGACUGUUGGGUCCUCACCGGCAUCCAGCUGCACGCAGCCUCACCUCACCUCACACACACCACACAGGCGAAUCUUGAAAUUCAUGUGCGUGCUGCGCGGUGAUCUUUCAUCGCAGCCGGAUUGCAUUAUUGCAACAUCACUCACCCAUGCAGAUGCAGCCGUCUGCCCUCUUCCUCCUCGUGUUGGCAAGUCUCGCCAUCGUCGUAACCAUGCAGCAGGACAGCAAUCCGUUCACAUCGGUCGAUUGCCAAUCCUCGGGGUCGGGGACGCCUUCUCCUACCCCCUCGCCGCCGCCGCCGUCGUCGUCCUCCAACAACCUCAACAACAGCGCGUUCUGGUCCAACGUCGUCGCGCUACUGGAUGCGCUCCCUUCGGCCGCGGCACCCUCGCGCUUCGCCUCCAUCUCCAGCGGCAACGGGGCCAUCCGCGCCUUUGUCCGGGGCAUCUGCCGCGGCGAUACCUUGCCGGCCGACUGCGCCAAGUACCUCCAGAACGCCACGCUGACCAUCCAGAGCCGCUGCAACAGAAGCAGCCGCCGCGCCGGCAUCUGGUACGACAAGUGCUUCGUCAGCUACGCCGACACCAACGCGUCGACGUACCAAGAGCAAUCAUUCCGCUCCAUACUCUACAACACAGGGGAGGUCGGCGACAAAGACGCCUUUGAGACCACCUACUACGCGCUCAUGAGGCAGCUCACCGCCCGCGUCGUCAACGGCUCCGGCACCGCCACCUCGCCGUCGUCGUCCUCGUCCUCUUUGCGGUCGGUGUCGCCCAUGUUCGCUACAGGGGAGGCCGUCUAUGAUGCUGCCGCCCCCAACGGCACCAUGUACGGGCUGCUCCAGUGCAUGAGGGAUCGAACGCAAGCGGAGUGUGAGCAGUGCUUGAAGGACUCGGUUGGGCGGCUGCCAAGCUGCUGUUAUGGUCACCAGGGCGGGGUGGUGCUCGGCUACAACUGCAAUCUGCGCGUGGAGAUAUACACCUACUAUGAUCUCGCGAUAGAUGCGCCGCCUCCAUCAGGCUCAGGCUUCAUCGGGCAAAGUCAAGUGAAGAAAAGGGUCCAUCCGAGGACGACUCUCGCUGUCGCCCUCCCUGUUGGAACAGUGUUUGCCGCAGCCGCCAUCCUUGGAGUUUUCAUGCAAAGGAGAAAGGCCAAUCGGAAGAAAACACCACGACUAGGCAAUGACAUCAAAGAAGAGAACAUCAGUUUUGUUGCGCCGGGCAAACUUAGUAUAGCGGUGUUAAGAACUGCAACAAACAAUUUCUCAGAAGAAAACAAACUUGGAGAGGGAGGUUUUGGUGAAGUGUUCAAGGGUACAUUAGAAGACGGGGAAGAGAUAGCUGUGAAGAGACUUUCACAUACUUCCUCACAGGGGUUCAACGAGCUUAAGAAUGAGCUUGUUCUGGCUGCCAAAUUGAAGCACAGGAACCUGGUUCAGCUCCUUGGCGUGUGCCUCCAAGAAGAGAAGCUGCUCGCCUAUGAAUACAUGCCCAACAGAAGCCUGGACACCUUCCUUUUCAGUGGCAAUCCAGCGACGCGGCGGCAACUGGAUUGGAGCAAGAGGUUCGGCAUCAUAUGUGGAAUCGCGCGAGGACUCGUGUAUCUCCACGAGGAAUCCCGGCUGAAGGUUGUCCACAGGGACCUGAAACCGAGCAACGUGUUGCUGGAUGCGGACAUGAACCCCAAGAUCUCUGACUUUGGCCUCGCCAGGGCUUUCAGCAACGACCAGUCUGGAGAUAUAACAAGACGACCGGUCGGAACCCUUGGGUAUAUGUCACCAGAGUAUGCCUACUGGGGGAACGUCUCGACCAAGUCAGACAUGUUCAGCUUCGGCGUCAUUGUCAUCGAGACGGUCACCGGGCGUAGGAACAACAGCCCAUACGAUCAGUCUGCAGGAUCUGUGUCUGUGCUCAGCCAUGUCUGGGACAAGUGGAGAACUGGAGCAACAACGGACGUGGUGGAUCCAACUUUGGGCGCCGAGCACUACUCAGAAAGCGAGGUCGUCACCUGCAUAGAGGUCGGGCUCCUAUGCGUCCAGGAGAAUCCGGCGGACCGCCCGGACGCCUCCGCCGUGGUGCUUAUGCUCAGCAGUCCCACCUCCACGCCCGGUGAUAGGCGAGUCCCAUCCAGACCGGCCUUUGUCUUCAGCACUGCCUCAGCUUGGAGCUCCGGCGGUGUGCAGAUUGGCAAUAAUAAACACACAUCCACGUCCAUGGUUUCAGUUUCAGAUAACGAGGUGACAAUCACAGAACUUCAGCCGAGGUAGCUAAAAAAAAUGGACAUAUAUAAGCUUUGAACCGAUGGGAUGAAACAGAUUGUAUUGAAAAUUUCUGUCCCUAAAGGCCUUCUCCAUUCCAUAUAGAUUGAAGUAGAUUAAGGUGCCGUUCGGUUGUUUGGGAUUGGUGGGUCGGAACGAUUCCUAACCAGAUUGCUUCUCUAAUUUAUAUAAAUUUUGAUUAGCUGGAACGAUUCCGGUUGCAAUCCGGCACAAACAAACAAGGUCUAAGGGCCUGUUCGGUUAUUCAGGAAUCUACUCCAGGAAAGAUUCCAACUGGAAUAAUUGUAUAAUUUGUAGUAUAAAUUGGUAACCUGAAAUAGUUCCUAGCCUUUUCCAGCCUAACCAAACAGUGUCUAAGGUCAUGUUCGUUUUGGUUGGAUUGCACCCAGAAUCGUUCCAGCUAAUCAAAGUUUAUAUAAAUUAGAGAAACAAUCCGGUUAGGAAUCGUUCCCACCCACCAAUCCGGCACAAACGAACAA